GUGUGGCGUCUUUUUUUAUGUCCGCUCCCCUGAAAUUGCUUUGCCCCCGGCCCCCUGAUUCCUCUGGGCAGCCUGGUUGUCCCACAGAGCUUUUCAGCUGGAGGCAUCACCAAGCACUUUGCAUAUUCUCAACACAGGUGAGUCCCAUGUUGUCGUCUCCUGCCCAGGUGUGUGAUGGUCCCAGGGCCUCCUGAUUCUCUCUGGCUGGGGCUGGCACCAAUGCACAGGCCCAUGUGCCCGGCGCUGCGCUCGCUGGGACUGGCUGUGGGGGUGGCGCUGGGCAGGAAAGGCACCAUGUGGGCCGGGUGCGCCAGCAUCAUGGGCUGGUUCCUUUUCAUCCAGACAGCGCCUGGGGUGGCAGGUGGUCGUCCCUGCAGCCCCCAGUAUUUUGGCCAUGGCUUGAUGGCGUGUGAGUGCAACGCCACCUAUUGUGACACACUGGACCCCGUUGUUGUCCCGGCCCUGGGCACAUACGCCAAGUAUGAGAGCAGCAAGUCGGGCAAGCGGCUGGAUCGCAGCGAGGGGAGGUUCCAGAGCGACUCCACGGCCCCAGAUCUGUUGCUGAAGCUGGACACGGCACAGCGGUACCAGAAAGUGAAGGGCUUUGGCGGCUCCGUCACAGACUCGGCUGCAAUGAACAUCCUGUCCCUGUCCAAGGAGACCCAACGCCACCUGCUCGCAUCCUACUUCACGGAGGAAGGGAUCGAGUACAACCUGCUCCGCAUCCCCAUGGCCAGCUGUGACUUCUCCACCCACCCCUACAGCUAUGACGACAUCCCAGACGACUACCAGCUCCUCAACUUUGGCCUGAAGGAUGAGGAUACAAAGCUGAAAAUCCCCAUUCUCCAGCGAGCCAUGGCCUUGUCCAAGAAGCCGCUGUCCCUGGUCGCCAGUCCCUGGUCAUCGCCGGUCUGGAUGAAAACCAACGGGGAGAUGAAGGGGAAGGGAAGUCUGAAGGGGAAGCCGGGGGACAAGUAUCACAAGACCUGGGCCAACUACUUCGUCAGGUUCCUGAACGAAUACUCCAAGCACAACCUGACGUUCUGGGCGGUGACGGCGCAGAAUGAGCCCACGGCUGGGCUGAUCAACAACUACCCCUUCCAAUGCCUGGGCUUCACUGCCGAGCACCAGCGGGACUUCAUCGCCCAGGACCUGGGCCCGGCGCUGGCCAACAGCUCGCACAAGGGCAUCCGGCUCAUCAUGCUGGACGACAACAGAGUGCUGCUUCCGCACUGGGCCAAAGUGGUGCUGGGUGACCCAAACGCUGCUCGCUACGUCCAUGGCAUCGGCGUCCACUGGUACCUGGAUUUCAUCGCUCCCAUAGCGGACACCCUGUUACCGACCCAUGACCUCUUCCCUGAUUACUUCAUCUUGGCCACAGAGGCCUGCACUGGGUCCCACUUCUGGGAGAGGGAUGUUAUCCUGGGCUGCUGGGAUCGGGGGAACCAGUACAGCUACAGCAUCCUGACGAACCUGAACAACUUCGUCACCGGCUGGAUCGACUGGAACCUGGCCCUGGACCUGGAGGGGGGGCCCAACUGGGUCCAGAACUUGGUGGACAGCCCGGUCAUCGUGGACAGGAAAAAGGAUCUCUUCUACAAGCAGCCCAUGUUCUACCACAUGGGACAUUUCAGCAAGUUCGUCCCCGAGGGCUCCCAGCGUGUCGGGCUGGUUGUCUCCAAGAAGAGCUGCAAGUACAGCAUGGAGUACGCAGCCUUCCUGCGCCCGGAUGGCGCCGCCGUGCUCGUGGUCCUGAACAGGUACUCCACAGACGUGCCGUUCAGGAUCUCCGACCCAGGCAUUGGCUUCAUUGAGGCUGUGGCUCCAGCUGACUCCAUCCAGACCUACCUGUGGAGACAGCAGUGAGAAGGCUCGGGGGGCCUGGGGCAGAGGAAGGUGGGGGGCGGGGGGAGGACUUGCCAUUCCAGGCAGCACAGACAGGGCUGGGUGGGGCCCUCAGGGAGACAGGGAGGCCAGCGCUCACCUAGAUCUGCCCCUUGCAAAGCACAGCACCUGGGCAGGGGCAGAGCUGAGCCAAGCCCCAAGCCUGCAGCAUGUCUAGGGCCAGCUGGGCUCUACUGGACCCGGGCACAGAGGGAGCAGGGCUCCCUUUGCCCCACAGGAGUGGAGAACCACGCUCGCUGCUGCUCUGCCAAACAGCAGCCGUCUCUGGCUCCCUCUGGGCCCCCACCCCCGGCCCGGUCUCCAGCAAAGCCUAGCACAUGGGCAUGUCUAGCGGAGAGCUGGGCACCUGUCUGGAGCUUUACAUCAACCGGGAGUUAAAACCCCACCACCUCUCCCCUCCCAUGCGCUGUGCCCCAGGCUGUCCCACCCCAGUGACACUUCCUUGGGUGCCUCCGGGGCAGGACCCGGCUUGAACCAAGGAGACUGGAACAGCUGAGUCCGGGGGGGAAAGAGUCUCCUUUAUAAACCCCUGCUGGAGGCUCAGUCCGCAGGGUGGUAAGCGAGGCCCCCAGGACGGUGGCUUCAUGCGGAGAUCCAAUGGGCAGUCGUUGCGCAGCCGCCAGGAGCCGUCACCCCUGGGCUGAGCGCUGCUCACCGUAGUCUGCCCCAGGGAGGUCCGUCUUUGGCUCCCAACCUCCCGCUGGCUUGCUGGGCUGCCUGUUCUGCUGCCGUCUGUCGGCAUCUCUGGCCUUCCCCCUUCGGGCUGCAAGAGAUGGAAUCGCAGGGAGCUCCUUGAGGUUGGCCCCCACCCCAGACAGUGGCUGAUAACUGGAACAGGGGGUCACAGACCAGGGCCCAGUCUCGUUCAGCCUCUGGACUCUGCAUUCCUUAUCUCUGUGACAGAAUCGGCCUCCAAUGGGGCAUGCUGGAUGCUGUUUUCCCCCCCCACAGGCUCUCCCCGCCUGGGAGCCCUUGGACCAGGGACUUUGCCUGGCAGAGUGGGAGGUGGGCAAGGGGUGCAGCGGCCCAGGGAACAUGCUGCUCUGACCGCACCUGCCCCAGGGCUGGCAGGCCUGAGGGAGAGGACAUAGGGAAUGGGUGAGAGAGCUUCUUUACCUUUUCUGCAAAUAGCAGAGCAAGGGCUCAGCAGGUGAAAUUGAAAGGAAAUAAAUGUUCAAAGUACAUAAAAAGAAAUAAUUUUAACAGGGUGCAUAAUUUACCUGUGGCACUCACUGCCACAAGAUUUCACUGAGGCCAAGAGCUGAUAGGAUUCCAAAAAAGCAUUGGCCAUUUAUAUGGCUACUGAUUAACACCCAUAGUUACAUUUUGAGAGGAUAAAACCAAAGCUUGUACAAAAUCUAAACCCUCUUGCUUCCGAGUGUGACCCAGGGACUCACUGCUCUAGGAGGGACGAGGAGACCUGUGGCCCCGAGACUGAAGCGGAGUCAUUUUGCACGUAAAGCAGGUGUUUCACCACUGGUUUAUGUAUGAGGAACACAGCACACUUUCCUCCAUGUUCCAUCUCUUACUUUUUGAGCACAGAAUGAAAUUUCUGAACAUUUCCAAGUAAUUUGGUUACUUAUUUUGAAUAAAAAUUAAUUUAAAAUGGUUUAAGAAGUUUA
Terrapene triunguis (Three-toed box turtle) is the source of this 3527-nucleotide messenger RNA. RefSeq names its product lysosomal acid glucosylceramidase-like. Gene Ontology annotation, biological process: glucosylceramide catabolic process. Bases 175 to 1866 code for a protein of 563 amino acids. The record is from RefSeq and is a predicted model, not a curated record. Gene Ontology annotation, molecular function: glucosylceramidase activity. The transcript has 12 exons. Lineage: Eukaryota; Metazoa; Chordata; Testudines; Emydidae.